Messenger RNA from Drosophila grimshawi, 701 nucleotides. Its product is annotated as ADP-ribosylation factor-like protein 6-interacting protein 4. The coding region runs from base 76 to 570 and encodes 164 amino acids. NCBI's taxonomy places the organism in Eukaryota, Metazoa, Arthropoda, Insecta, Diptera, Drosophilidae. The transcript is spliced from 3 exons. The record is from RefSeq and is a predicted model, not a curated record.
UCAAAUUUGUAAAUCAAAAAAUCACGCAGGAACAGCUGAUUUUGCAGUCAUUACCUAGUGUUAACAACACGCGCAAUGGGCAAAAGCGACAAAAAGGCGAAGAAAAAGCACAAGAGUGAGCGUAAACAGCACAAGGAGAAGAACAAAGAUAAAGUCAAGAAAUCAAGGAAACACGAGAAAGCCAAGAAACCCAAAGAAUCGCCGUCCGCAGCAAAUAAUGAAAUGGCGCCUGCAAUUCCUCCUCCGAAUCCGCCAGGCCAAACUGCAACUGCGGACAGUGGCAGCGAGGAAGAUUUCGCUAUACCAAUAGCGUUGAUGAACAGCAAAUCGCACGCUCCCGAAACGCCGGAGGAGUAUCAGAGACGCCAAAGCCAAAUUCGACGUGAAGUUGAUCCGGUUACGGGUCGCACGCGCAUCAUUAAGGGCGACAGCGAGAUAUUGGAGGAAAUUGUGAGUAAACAGAGACAUGGCGAUAUCAAUCGAAAGGCAACCAGCGGCGAUGGCGAAUAUUUUGAGGCGCAAUCCUUUGCAAAUGCCGUAGCCAGCAAGCGUCGCAGCAAGCCAAAGUAGACAUUUUGUUCUCAUUCAAUUCAACAAUAAUAGUAGGUAUAGUUAAUAAUUAAUAACUGUUAAUCUAAAUAAACAAAUGUGCAAGCAUUCGCAAAGAAUGUCGACUUAUAAGCUAUAUACACACACAAAUA